CGCAUUGCAUAUACCUUUCACCCUGCCCCAAAUUCGGUCAAUUCCGUGCCGAUAAUUCAAUACGGAGCCGUGCGUCUACCACACCGACACGUCGUCCCAAACUUUCAAUUCCUCAAUUCCGAGCAUAGUCCUUUGCUACUCGGAUUACAAAAAGCACCUACCUACUUAGCGCAAGAGCCCGGCCAGGUGGUCUACAUUCGCUUGAACAUAACAACUAUCAUAAUUUAAUUAUACUCAUAUACUCAUACUCCAUCGCCAACAUGAAGGCCCUCAUUCUCGUCGGUGGCUUCGGCACACGUCUACGGCCCUUGACUCUUACCAUGCCCAAGCCUUUGGUAGAGUUCGCCAACAAGCCCAUGAUUCUACACCAGAUCGAGGCUCUGGCUGCUGUGGGGGUUACUGAUGUCGUGCUUGCCGUCAACUACCGCCCUGAGAUUAUGGAGAGAGUCUUAAAGGAGUACGAAGACAAGCUUGGUGUUAAGAUCCACUUCUCUCUCGAGAGCGAACCCCUCGGCACCGCCGGUCCCCUCAAGCUUGCAGAGGAGAUUCUCGCUAAGGACGACUCUCCCUUCUUUGUCUUGAACUCGGACAUCACCUGCGACUUCCCCUUCAAGGCCCUCGCCGAGUUUCACAAGUCACACGGAGACGAAGGUACCAUUGUUGUCACAAAGGUCGAAGAGCCCUCCAAAUAUGGUGUCGUCGUACACAAGCCCAACCACCCUUCACGGAUCGACCGAUUCGUCGAGAAACCCGUCGAAUUCGUCGGCAACCGUAUCAAUGCUGGCAUGUACAUGCUGAACACCUCGGUGCUCCAGCGCAUUGAAAAGAACCGACCUACCUCGAUCGAGCAAGAAACCUUCCCCGCUAUCGUUCGCGAUGGGCAAUUACACUCGUUCGAUCUGGAGGGCUUCUGGAUGGACGUGGGUCAACCCAAAGACUUCCUAACGGGCACCUGCCUAUAUCUUUCUUCGCUUGCGAAGAAGCAGCCUCACCUGCUAGUUUCUCCUUCCGAGAGCUACGUAUAUGGUGGUAACGUCAUGAUUGACGAGUCCGCCAAGAUUGGUAAGAACUGCCGAAUCGGACCCAACGUUGUCAUUGGCAAGAAUGUUGUCAUUGGCGACGGUGUGCGUCUACAGCGAUGUACGCUCCUCCCCGGAUCCAAGGUCAAGGACCACGCGUGGAUCAAGAGCACCAUUGUGGGCUGGAAUAGCAGCGUUGGAAAGUGGGCUCGCCUCGAAAACGUCACCGUCCUCGGUGACGACGUGAGCAUCGGCGACGAGAUCUACGUCAAUGGCGGAAGCGUCCUCCCGCACAAGAGCAUCAAGGCCAACGUCGACUACCCGUCUAUUAUUAUGUAAUUUGUGACAGCGAUAUUUCGCUCUCUUUUCGACCGGCCACUUCGAUUUUUUUUGCGGCACUUCUUCCUGUGUAUAUCUGGUACCUUUUUUUCUUUCUUUUUUCUUCAAACCUCUUAUGAUUUCGUAAUAAGUUAGUUGUUCCGCCCUCGGGCUUCGGGCA
Molecule: messenger RNA, 1518 nt
Organism: Daldinia caldariorum
Lineage: Eukaryota; Fungi; Ascomycota; Sordariomycetes; Xylariales; Hypoxylaceae
Product: mannose-1-phosphate guanylyltransferase
Exons: 4
Coding region: 261-1358 (365 amino acids)
Biological process (GO): cell wall mannoprotein biosynthetic process; GDP-mannose biosynthetic process
Cellular component (GO): cytoplasm
Molecular function (GO): GTP binding; mannose-1-phosphate guanylyltransferase (GTP) activity
Source: RefSeq, a predicted model, not a curated record